AUGAUCGGGAGCGCGGGAAGGCUCGGGCUGCUGGCCUCACUGGCCGGCCUGGUAUGGGGACAGAACGGUGAGCAUCGCCUGCGCCCGGAGCAGUGGAAUCCCGCUGAUCCAUUCCAGCCAUUACCGCCGCCGGGACAAAUUUCACCCUCACCGCGGACGCGGCCAGCUACCUCUUCCACGUGGACCAGGAAACCGGUGAUCUCUCCUCGGACCACUUCGGAGGCCCCGUGACCGACUUCGUGCAGCCAGAGACCUUCUACCAAGGCGGCUGGCAGGAUGGCCUGGCCAACACUCGCCGCGAAUUCCCGGACAAUGGACGCAGCGAUUCCCGCCUUCCCGCCAUCCAUAUCAAGCAUCCAGAUGGCAGCACCGUCUCGGCCUUCCGUUACCGUUCCCACCAGAUCUCGGAUGGAAAGCCCUCGCUGCCGGGCCUCCCGGCGACAUACGGUGCAGCAGGUGAUGUGUCCACCCUGACGGUGACGUUGUACGACAAUGUCUCGGAUAUCACCGCCGUCCUCAGCUACUCCGUCUUUCCCAAGUACAACGCUGUGGCGCGGAGCUUCAACAUCACCAACCAUGGCAACAGCAGCAUCAGCAUCGAGCGGGCGGCGAGCUUCAGCCUCGAUCUCCCCAAUCUGGACCUUUGCAUGCUGGAGCUGCAGGGAGAUUGGUCGCACGAGGUGAGAACCUCCAUUGACCAUGACAAGAAACAUCCUGACCUGACUUCAGAACAACCGCGCGAUCCGCAAGGUCGACUUCGGUGAGACCACCUUCCGCAGCACAGAAGGUCUCUCUUCCCACCUCCACAACCCGUUCUUUGCUCUGAUGUCGCCAACUACCACGGAGACCACCGGCGAGGCGUGGGGCUUCAACCUCAUCUACUCGGGCAGUUUUGCAGCAACCGCCGAACGGUUCUCGCACGGCUUCGUCAGGGUCUUGCUCGGACUGAACCCUCUCCACGCGAGCAUCCCCGUUGCACCCGGCGACACGUUUACCUCGCCAGAAGCCGUGGCCGUCUACUCGGCUAACGGCAUCGGUGGCAUGUCUCGGUCGUUCCAUGACCUGUACAGGAGUCAUCUCUCCAAAUCUCGCUUCACUCGCGAGGUUCGACCUAUCCUGCUGAACUCCUGGGAAGGCUCUGGCUUCGACUACAAUGAGUCUUCGCUUGUCACUUUGGCGGGAGAAGCAGAGCAGCUCGGUGUCGAACUCUUCGUGAACGACGAUGGCUGGUUCGGCGUUGAAUACCCUCGAGAUAACGAUACCAUGGGCCUGGGAGACUGGACUCCGAACCCUGCCAAGUUCCCCGAUGGUCUUCGCCCCUACGUGAACGACGUCAACAACUACACAGUCUUGAACUCCACCUCGGAGAUGCAAUUCGGUCUUUGGGUUGAGCUGGACAUGGUCAACCCCAAUUCGACCCUCUACCACCAACAUCCCGACUGGGCGAUGGCCGCUCCUGGCUACCAGAGGUCGCUCACCCGCAACCAGCUCGCUCUGAAUCUGGGUAUCCCUGCAGUACAAGAAUUCGUCCUCGAUACCAUGCAUCGCAUUCUCGACUCCGCCCAUAUCCAAUACAUCAAGUGGGACUACAACCGGGGAAUACACGAGAUGCCCGCUCCUGCCGCCGAUCACAAACACAUCCUGGGCAUGUAUCGCAUCAUUGACAACUUGACAUCUUCAUACCCAAAUGUCAUUUGGGAAGGUUGCGGUUCUGGUGGCGGCCGUUUUGACGCUGGUCUGCUAUACUACUGGCCCCAGCACUGGACUUCGGACGACACUGACGCCGCAUACCGUCUCCGAAUCCAGAUGGGGACUUCCCUCAUGUAUCCCCCAUCAUCCAUGGGCUGCCACGUUUCCGCCAUCCCCAACGGUCUCACUCGCCGCAAUAUCUCCAUCGAAUACCGCGCCCACGUCGCCAUGAUGUGCGGAUCUUUCGGUUUCGAACUGUCACCUUCGAAACUCAGCGCAGAAGAAGCCGCUGCAAUCCCCUCCAUCAUGGCCGAAGCACACAGAGUCAAUCCGAUGGUCAUCGGUGGCGAUUUCUACCGCUUGGCUUGGCCGGACGAGUCGAAUUGGCCGGCUGUUCAGUUCAUCUCCAACGACACCAACACCGCGCUCGUGUUUGCUUUCCAGCAACUCGCCACGGUCAAGCCUGUCCCGCCGCCGUUGAGGUUGCAGGGUCUGGAAUCCACGGCGAGGUAUUGGAACAACCUCGACAAUACCACUUAUAGUGGCGCGACGUAUAUGAAUCAUGGCUUGAACUUUCCAUGGGAGGCAAACAGUCUGAACGCGGACUAUCUCAGCAAACUCGUCUGGUUGUACAAGCAGUAG
Messenger RNA from Lecanosticta acicola, 2331 nucleotides. The record is from the annotation of a GenBank genome assembly. NCBI's taxonomy places the organism in Eukaryota, Fungi, Ascomycota, Dothideomycetes, Mycosphaerellales, Mycosphaerellaceae.